AAAGUGACUCCGCCCUGCACCCCCGCAACACACACCGUGCUUAGUUUCCUUUUCCGGGCCCCGGAGAGGUGGGGCCAAGGUGGGAGCAUGAGGUUGUCUUUAGCUGCCGCUAUCUCCCACGGCCGCGUCUACCGCCGCCUGGGCCUCGGUCCCGAGUCCCGGAUCCACCUUCUACGGAACUUGCUCACAGGCCUAGUUCGCCACGAACGCAUCGAGGCGACAUGGGCACGCGUGGACGAGAUGAGGGGCUACGCGGAGAAGCUCAUCGACUAUGGAAAGCUGGGAGACACCAACGAACGAGCCAUGCGUAUGGCUGACUUCUGGCUCACUGAGAAGGACUUGAUCCCAAAGCUGUUUAAAGUGCUAGCGCCUCGGUUCCAAGGUCAGAAUGGCAACUACACAAGAAUGCUACAGAUCCCGAAUCGAAAGGAACAAGAUCGGGCCAAGAUGGCAGUGAUAGAAUAUAAGGGGAACUGCCUCCCUCCCCUGCCUCUGCCUCACAGAGAUAGCAACCUUACUCUCCUAAACCAGCUACUCCUGGGACUGCAGCAGGACCUGCACCAUAACCAGAAAGCAAGCCUCCACAGCUCCCAUACAGUUCAAACACCAAAGACUUAACUGGAGCUGGAGAGUGCAUAGGUGUGGUACCUGUGUUGGUGGGUCUUGGAGCUCUUGUAGUGUGUGAGACCUUGAAGUGGCAUUGUGGAGCCCCCUCAUAAUGAGGCCCAGACCUCCCUGCUGACUAGAAUUGAUCCUCUUUGCACAGUAGAUAAAAUCCUUGAUAUGAAUAUAAGACACUGACUUUCUUUUCCUUCCCUAGGAUUUCUGGAACAUAAGGAACAUGCAGAUGCUCAGCCUCCUACGACAGUAAAUCCACUGCUUUACCUUUCUGAGUCUUAGGUCCAGUUUUGCUUUGCUUUUUGGUGGGGAGAGGGUCUUGCUGUGUAAUCCAGGUUGCAUCUACCAUGCAGCAGUCCUCCUGUCCCUUUUGCCCAAGUGCUGGGCUUGAAGGUGUUCACCACCACACAGUGCCAGUUUGCUUAUGUUUUGUUUAUAUUUUUCUGAGACAGAGUUUCUUUGGCUGUCCUGGAACUCUCUUUGUAGACCAUGCUGGACUUGAACUAAGAAAUCCACAUGCAUUUGCCUCCUGAGUACUGGGAUUAAAGGCAUGGGACACCA
This is a messenger RNA of Rattus norvegicus (Norway rat), 1179 nucleotides long. It is a transcript of the gene Mrpl17, whose product is annotated as mitochondrial ribosomal protein L17. Gene Ontology annotation, molecular function: protein domain specific binding; structural constituent of ribosome. Bases 88 to 618 code for a protein of 176 amino acids. Gene Ontology annotation, cellular component: mitochondrion; mitochondrial large ribosomal subunit; ribosome. The transcript has 3 exons. The record is from RefSeq and is marked validated. Gene Ontology annotation, biological process: translation. Lineage: Eukaryota; Metazoa; Chordata; Mammalia; Rodentia; Muridae.